This is a messenger RNA of Mesorhabditis spiculigera, 1839 nucleotides long. The record is from the annotation of a GenBank genome assembly. NCBI's taxonomy places the organism in Eukaryota, Metazoa, Nematoda, Chromadorea, Rhabditida, Rhabditidae.
AUGUGUGAUGAUGUCUACUACUCGCCGGUAGCGGGUAGUUCCCAUCGUCUUCCGGCCGAUGCCAUCCCGUCUCAAGAGCUUCAAAUUGAACCUAAAAAUGCUGAGGAAUGGGUGGAAAUUGUCGAGCCACAGACGAAGCAACACAUGUACGCCAAUUUGACGACUGGCAAAUGCGCGUGGGAUCCACCGAUUGGGACUAGGGUCAAGCGCACGCAUGAAAAUCAGUGGUGGGAGCUUUUUGACUCGAAUACGAACCGCUUCUACUACUACAAUGCUGCGUCUUCCAAGACAAUGUGGGCCCGCCCGACAGGUGCCAAUGCGGAUAUCAUCCCGUUGGCAAAGCUCCAGACCCUGAAAGAAAACACCGAUCAAGCUGAACAUGCACGGGCUCGACGCCAUUGUGAGACGCAGACUUCACCGGCCGUCAGAAGAGCCAGAGAGAAACGGGAGCGGGAGAUUAUGGAAUGGACUGGCGGUGUCUUCUCGCAACAACCCACGCUAGUUAUGGGUCGAAGCCCUAGCUACAGCCAUCGGGAAUUGGACACUUCAUUUGACAUGCUCUCACUCGAUGACAUGUCAGAGCGGUCUCUGACGUCUUCACAGGUCAUCCGUAAUCUUCCCCCAUUCCCGACUGGCCCCGGCCGGCUUUCAACGGCUCCUUCUGCCGACAGCAUUCCGACGCGUUCGAGCAGGUCAAGCUCCCCUCCGAGCCAACAGAAAAGAUCGGCGUUCACGUUCUCGACCAACACGGCCCCAAAAACCAAGUCUGGCGGCUGGUCAAAAGAUGCACCGAAGGCACCGCUGACUGCACCUGACAAUAAGGCUUUGAAAAAGGAAGUGGCUCAAAUCUUCAAAGCAAUUCAAUCCUACAUGGGCGAUCGCAAGAGCAAGUCGACACCAGAUCAGUUGGCUCUCUCCCUUUGCGAGUUGACAUUCGGACGGAAAGAUUGCGCUGACGAAGCUGUCGCCUUGCUGAUGCAGCAAUUGACCGACAAUAUUCGACCGGAUAGCUUGAGGCGAGGCUGGGAAUUGCUUGCUAUCUUGCUGGCAUUGGUGUCUCCCUCCCCCGAUAUGGCGGAAAAGGUGGCCGUAUUUCUGGAAAGGAACUCGGACAGUCUCCUGGAUUCGCCGGAGGUUGCUGUUUCCAAUUUCGCGCACCAAUGUCACAAGCGGCUCGAGAAAAGCCAACCGAAGACGAAGCCGACCUUAGCCACCGUCCAGGAAUCCCGUGUUCACAUCUUCAAUCCUCCCCAAUUCUCGGCCAAUCUGGACGAAUUGAUGGAGAUGCAAUCGGGCAAAUUUCCACAUCUUCAGUUACCCUGGAUUGAAACUACCUUGAUUGAGCUGUUGAUGCGAGAGGGCGGAACGUUGACCGAGGGGCUUUUCCGAGUUCCGGCCGAUCCGGAACAAAUGAACACUGCCAGGGCCCGUUUGGACCAAUGGGUGGUUCCGGUUUUGCACGACCCCCAUGUGCCAGCGGCUCUUCUGAAGCUCUGGCUUCGUCAACUGCCCGAGCCGCUCAUUCCCCAUCAGUUUUACCAGCGUGCUCUUGCCGGUUGCGAUAACCCAGCUGAAACUGCGCGCAUCACGGAGCUUUUGCCGAACGUAAAUCGACUGGUCCUGGCCAAGCUGAUUUCUCUGUUGCAAGAUCUGGCGCAGGACGACGUCGUGGCGCAUACAAAGAUGGAUAGCUCGAAUCUGGCGAUGGUGAUCGCCCCAAAUGUUUUGAGGUGUGAAUCCGAGGAUCCGAGGGUCAUUUUCGACAACACCCGACGCGAGAUGACGUUUAUGAAGACUCUGAUCACCAGCUAUGAUACAUCUUUCGUCAGAAACGUAUCU